Messenger RNA from Exophiala bonariae, 936 nucleotides. RefSeq lists its product as uncharacterized. Gene Ontology annotation, biological process: L-phenylalanine catabolic process; L-tyrosine catabolic process; homogentisate catabolic process. Lineage: Eukaryota; Fungi; Ascomycota; Eurotiomycetes; Chaetothyriales; Herpotrichiellaceae. The transcript is spliced from 3 exons. The record is from RefSeq and is a predicted model, not a curated record. Gene Ontology annotation, molecular function: fumarylacetoacetase activity. The coding region runs from base 1 to 936 and encodes 311 amino acids.
AUGCGCAUCCCAAUGCAGAUAACUGACUACACAGACUCUUUCUCGUCGUUGAUUCAUGCUCAGAAUUCGAUGCAUCCGCUUGGCCUUGAGCUUCCCCCAGCUUUCACCGAGUAUCCGAUGGGAUACAAUGGGCGUCUGUCUUCCAUUCGCGUUUCGGGUAUUGACGUUGUUCGACCAAAUGGAUUCUACGUCAACGCUGGCGAUACCAGACCGACAUUUCAACCCACCAAGCAGCUGGAUUUCGAGAUAGAGCUUGGAGCUUUCAUUUCCAACCCUAUAGAGUUCGGCAGGUCAAAGAAUGCCAAAACGGCCGCGAAACAUAUCUUCGGAUACGUGCUGCACAAUGAUUGGUCGGCCCGAGAUAUUCAGAAGUAUGAGAUGCCCCCUCUAGGGCCGAUGCAUUCAAAGGGCUUUAUCACCACAAUAUCCCCGUGGAUUGUGACAGUGGAUGCAUUGGAGGACAGUAAAACAAAGCCACCACUUUCGAACGAGACGCAAAUCCAUCCCUCACUUGUCGCCGAUGAGAAGGAUCACGGUGUGUACGACAUAGAGCUCCAUAUAUCGAUUGCUCGUAAUGGCGACAAACCUGUGAAGAUCGUCCGUGCUAAUUUUGCGGACUCGUACUGGAGCGUCCCACAGAUGAUCGCAUACCAGUCUUCGGCUGGACAUGGUCUGAACACUGGCGAUCUCGUUGCGAGUGGCACUAUUGCUUCACCGGCGCCGGAAAAUAAGACCGGUUUGGGCACAUAUGGCUGUCUGUUAGAGGCUUUCGCACAGAGGCAUCGACUUCCUGAGGUAGGUGGCAAGCCAAUGUCGUGGGUUGAGGAUGGUGAUACUGUCACCAUGGACGGCUGGUUCAUGAGCAAGGAUGGAAGAAUGUGCGGUUUCGGUGGAUUGACCAGUAUCAUUCAGCCUGCCAGGUCAUCUUGGGAUUGA